Molecule: messenger RNA, 3339 nt
Organism: Pimephales promelas (fathead minnow)
Lineage: Eukaryota; Metazoa; Chordata; Actinopteri; Cypriniformes; Leuciscidae
Gene: otomp
Product: otolith matrix protein
Biological process (GO): iron ion transport
Cellular component (GO): recycling endosome; early endosome; plasma membrane
Source: RefSeq, a predicted model, not a curated record
CCACAGUCCGCCGAAUGUGAGUAUCUGGAAGCACAAAACAGCAUUUGAUUAUUUUGUACGACACAUUUCUGUCCCACACAACUUUUAAACAAACCAGUUUGGCUCAGCCUCACGAAAGAAGACAUUAAGUUCGCCUACAAACAUCUGUUUAGUACUAGUUUAGUGUUUAGUGCUGUAUUUUCUCUUUGAUUAAUAAAAAUGACGUUUUUGAUUGUCUGUGAGCUAGUGAUGAAUUCAAUCUAUUUUACAAUAUUUUCAUCUCUUGAUGCUUCUUUCCAAGACAAACAUUAGGAUAGCAUAAGGCAAUAUAUAAUUAGUAUAGCAUUAAGGCAAUAUACUGGUCUGACAUCACAUAAGUUUAUACUGCCCAUCAAUUCCAUUUAGGCCUAUCAGUUUAGCUAAACGUGUAUGAUAAUUCAUUUUUAUUACUAUUUAUUUACAAUCUGUUAAAGAGACACACAUAUGCUUAAAUAAAGCAAAUGUCCUUGCCAUGAUAGUCAAGGAGCCAGUGGCCUGAAAUUUUUUCUCUAAAAUAGCUUGUUGAUUAAUGGACGUGUCAUAGUCUAUAUGGGGAAAAAGGGAUAUGGAGUCAGGGACACCAAAGGGCAGGGAGAUAAGGCGUCUGACGCCCCUCAAGUGGCAAUUCCGUUCCUCUCAAUAUCAUAGAUUUUUCAUGUAUAAUCAUUGCAGUGCAAUUUUGGGGGCAUUUAUGGCAUGGGGGUCAAUGUUGUGUGGAACCUCUGAGGAAAAUGCACUUUUGCUUUUUUUCCCCCCAUGGCAUGCAACAAUAAGAAAAAUAUAGGGAUAUAUUUAGUUACUGAAUAUAGCAUUCUGAAGUUAGUAAACACUUUGAAGUCUGACUUUACUGAUAAAAUAUUGCACUAUAUUGCAGAAAAUAAAAAAAUAUAUAUAUGUACUUAAGAAUUUUGUUUUCUUGCAUUUAUUAACAAGGAUUUUGUAAUGUUUUGGCCACAUGUGGACAUCAGUGUAUGUGUACCUUUAUAGGUUUGUUUUUGGCUCUGAAAUGAUGUCUCCUAUCUCUUAGCUGACUCGUGUCUCCUUCAAUAAAGCAUUGAUUAUGGAGAAAGUGACAUGAGAAUUAGGAUGCAGAGAAGGUAUCAAGUGGCCUAUAUGCUUCCUCAACUGCAUAGUGGCACAAAAGAGCCUCCUGUUGCCCCUCCAUCCAUAUCUCGAAUCAAACUUGGCUAGUUUAGGACCUUUGGUUUAAUCUUGAGGGGCUUUAGAAGCUGUCCACAAAAAGCUAUUGUAUCUUACUUAAUUAUAACCUCAGAAAUGAUCUGACCUGCCCGGUGCCAGGUGCAGUGAAGUGUGCAAGAGCUUGCAUGCCAUGAGGUCCCAUUGGUUAAGGGAGGAAACACUAGAUGCCCAUCAUGAUCGGAUAAGUGGAAAAUAAUCUAACAACGUUAGGUCUGAAGAAAAAAAAAAAGCAGAGAAAGUUCAGUAAAGACCUAAUGGAAAGUUUUCCCUCCCCUCUUGGUUUCUGAGAAUUCUUGGUCCCCUAAAAAGGGAGCAAUAUGAGCCCCAAGCCUUUUUUCCUGUCUUUUCCCUUUUUUUUUAGUUUUACUUUCCACAGCACCCUGUGAAUCUGAGCCCAUUUGGAAGGUUACUGUUCAUAGGCAGCAUGGAUCAUCCUGGAGGACACCUUGCAGUGGUUCUGUUCCUGUUUGUUCUGGUUUCUAUGUCCACUGAAAAUAACAUUAUCAGGUGGUGCACAGUAUCUGAUGUCGAAGAGCAGAAGUGUUUGGAUCUAGCUGGGAAUGCCACAGCCAGGAACAUCCGUGGACAACUACUGUGUGUGAGGGGCCGAAGUCCAACGGACUGCAUGAAGCAAAUUAAGAACGGCACUGCAGACGCCUCAACUAUGUAUGCUGAUGAGAUCUACACGGCUGGAUUUUGCUACGGCUUAGAUGUAGCUGUGGGAGAGUCCUAUAAUGGUGUGGAUGGCAUUAAUUAUUACGUGGUUGCUCUGGCACGGACAUCAUCAAGUGAUCUGUCAUUGCUGGAGAUGCACGAGCGCAGUUCCUGUCACCCAGGGAUGCGGACUACAGUGGGCUGGACUGUCCCAAUCGGCUUCCUGGUCAACACAUCACAGAUCAGUGUGGAUGAGCAGUGCAACUUUCCCCAUGCGGUAGGGGAUUUUUUUGGCUAUAGCUGUGUCCCAGGAGUGAAGGACCCAGAACAUGAUCCCAAAGGAAACAACCCAAGGAACCUGUGUGAGGCCUGCAUUGGUGACGAGAAUGACCGUCACAUCUGCGCCAACAACCCUCGGGAACGGCACUACGGGGAGGCUGGAGCUCUUAGGUGUGUGGCAGAGAAUCUCGGGGAUGUUGCUUUUGUUAAGCACACUACAGUCUUCGACAACAUGCAGGGUAAGAACCAGGAGUCCUGGGCGCUGGACCUGGAGCUGGAAGACUUGAAGCUCUUGUGUCCUGACGGGAGUGAAGCGAACCUGUUCCAGCAUGAGCGCUGCCACCUGGCCGAAGUGCCAACCAAUGCUGUGGUAGUACGUUUGGAGGACAAAUGCCGCGUUUACAAGUUCUUGGAACGUGUGCAGAAUGCAUUUGCUAAUGCCACUGAAGGAUUCUCAUUGUUCAGCUCGGUGAAUUAUGGGCAGCCUGAUGUGCUGUUCAGCGAUUCCACCAAAAAGCUGCUGCGUGUUAUGGGGACCUACACUUCCUGGCUGGGGCCCAGUUACACCACUAUUCUGAAGGCGUUCGAGUGUGAAGGUUUGUGUUGAUCUGAUGAGGAAAGAGGAAACGCUCUCACACUAACCCUAAAGCACUCUGUGUAAGGUGUGCUACUCUCGUAUAUGGGCUGAACACCAGCAAGCUCUUGCCUGUGUUUGUAGUACUGUUAUUACUGUUCUGUUCUCGCUGUCUUUGUAUGGCUUCAUUCUAUCACAUUUUCUUCACUUCUUUGCCGCUAAAGCCAAGUUCCUGCCAUGUGAAAAAUACAAAAAUAAGCACAAAAAGACCUAAACUUCUAUGCAGAAAAGAACUGGAGGGAAACGCACCGCAAACCAUGAAGGGUUUUUUGCCUUGACCGUUGUUAGUUAAUCCAUGCCAUUCUUUAACCGAGGGAUGCAGUUUUCUGAGCACAAAAUACAUUCAGGGCCAAAGCAUACUCUACGCAAGUACAUGGACACAAAUGAUUUUAGUUAAAUAAGUUUGAUUUCACAUGUUAUUUUUUUUUUUUAUGCAUCAGACUAAAAGUAUGUGUUGUAUUCAGUGUUGCUGUGGCUGAAAUUAGUGUAUUUUACAGUAAGUUUUCUAUUUCAGAUCAACUAUGUACCUGGAUAAUGUCAUGUCUAUUUUAAAG